Messenger RNA from Helianthus annuus (common sunflower), 1914 nucleotides. RefSeq lists its product as uncharacterized. NCBI's taxonomy places the organism in Eukaryota, Viridiplantae, Streptophyta, Magnoliopsida, Asterales, Asteraceae. The record is from RefSeq and is a predicted model, not a curated record. Bases 216 to 1700 code for a protein of 494 amino acids. The transcript is spliced from 2 exons.
UUAAAUUUUUGGUUUUUUGAGCCCCUGACUUUAUAAAUUCAUAACACUUUGAGUCCUUCUGUCAAGAUUCCGUCUGUUUGACCGUUUGGGCUAGGGGUAAGACCGUCCUUUUGCUCUAUUUCCCUUCUAAAAACCCCAAAUUAACUAUUAAAGCCCUAAUUCACUCCCGCCAAAACAAGAAGACAGUUGAGUGUGCGACAGAGAAACCAAAAGCGAUGGACUUCACAUGGCGUCUUCGUCCUCAAGGUGAAUACUACGAUCCUGAAGAUAUAUAUGGGGAUGAACCUAGAGUAUUUUCUGUAAAGAUUAACCAUGGAGGUGAGUUUACUGAUUAUCCAGGAAGGGAGUAUGUCAACGGUAAGGUUAGUUACAUUGACUGGGUUGAGUUUGAUAAGUUUAGUGUUGAUGUUCUUCGUGAAAUGCUGAAAGAUAUAGGUUACUCUGUAGAUGAUGUGUUCAAUUUUUUUGUUAAGGAUCCUAAUGUCUGUUUGGAUUUUGGUCUUAGACACUUUACUGAUGAUGAUGAGUUAGAUUAUGUGUAUGACCAACUUAGAAAAGGAUGCAAGUUAGUAGAUUUGUAUGUUGAAAUAGGAGAAUCUAGAAUCAAGGAUUCAACUGUAAUGAGCUUGGCUUUACUAGAUAAUGUGGGUGAAGAUAAUGUGGUUGAGGAUGAGUCAGAAAGUAGCGAGGCAGUUUCUGAGGGUGAGUCAGAAAGUAGUGAUAAAGAGAACAGUGAUGAAGAAGAUCCAGAUUACACAUUUGGUCAGGAACCAGAUAAUCCAGUGUUUGAUUAUGAAGUAGAUAUGAGUCAGUUCAAGGCAUGUGUUGACUUUGAUCCUGAUGAAGUCAAUGAGACAAUUAGGGAUGCUAGAAAUGAGAAUACUGAAGAAGAACUUAGGCAGGAAGAUAUAACUUGUGAUCAUGAGGAUUUUAGUGAUAAAGAUGAUAACUGUACACUGCUGGAGAAGGUUGCCAAGAAGGUAAGGAAGAAAAGAAAAAUUACAGGUAAUGUUAGUGACUCAUACCUCCCAUUUUCAAUUGGUCAAUUAAUACCAGAUAAAAAACAAUUGAAUGACAUGGUUAAGACAUAUGCUGUUAAGAGUAGAAGGCAGAUUUACAUAUUAAAAAAUGAUAAGUUGAGGUUCAGAGUUAUUUGUCUUGGGACUAAUCCUACUUUGGGUUCUACUGAGGGGCAGAAUAGUAAAUUUAGAGGGGUAGGGUUAAAACAAGAUAAAAGGCACUUGAAGCCCACUUGUCCUUGGGCGGUUCAGAUCUCCAGGAGAACUGAAAAGGAAUCUUGGUGUGUGAAAACCAUUACCUCACAACAUCAUUGCCUCCAAACAAGAGAAGUGGGCCUGUACACCAUGUCUCAGAUAGCUAAGGAGAUCCAACCCAUGAUCGAGUCAAACCCUGACAUGCCUUUGCCAGCCAUACAGGAUAUGCUUGUGAAGAACCAUCAGUUGAAUGUUUCAAUCCAGAAAGUGUUUAGGGCUAAAAGAAUUGCUACAACAAGGAUCAUUGGAGAUUAUAGAGAGCAGUAUGGUAUCCUAAGGUCUUAUUGUGAAGCACUGUUGAGGGCAAAUCCAGGUAGCACAAUUAUAAUAGAUUGUGAACCCUGUGCUAACCCUAGUCUUCCUACAAUUCAAGAGAUGUUAUGUUUGUUUUGCUUCUAUUAUGAGAGGGUUCAAGAUGUGUGGUAGAGAAAUAUUGGGACUAGAUGGAUGUUUUAUGAAAGGUCCAUUUCCAGGACAGAUUCUUACUGCAGUUGGUGUUGAUGGCAACAAUGGUAUAUAUCCUGUAGCAUAUGCUUUAGUGGAGGCUGAAACUUUUAAAUCUUGGGAAUGGUUUUUGGAAUUACUCAAAGAUGAUCUUGGCUUAGGAGACAGUACCAACUUCACUUUCAUCUCAGAUAGG